AUGAUAAAACGUAUCAAUAAGCCAAAAGUGAUUAAUGUUAAACGAUCUGCACCAUCUAAGUUGCCAAGUCGUGUUUGUAGAACUGGCGUCAGUGUACAGCGCUUAUGUCGUGGACAGUUGUCUGUUAAUAGCAUACAACCAAUAAUACCGAGAAAUAAAGUAUCACCAGUUCAAAAUGAGAGACAAGCAGAGAGCAAAACAGCACAAAGUGAUUCUAGCAAAAAAAAAAACGAACUCAACAGCAACAGCCAACAGAAAAUAUUUGAACACAAACAAGUAUCAGCCAAGGAAAGUCUAAAUUAUUCCAAGGAUACGACUGAUCUAGAAGGAAAAAAAUCUUCGAUUCAAUCGAACAAUAGAGGAAAACAAACCCUCCAUAGCAGACCAGAGGAAGUCGAGAAAUCAAGAGAUCGAAAACGGCAAUUACUUCUACGACGAGCACUGCCACCACCAGCACAACGACUACAACAACAAGUACAGCUUGUAAAUAUCUUAGAUCUGUCAUAG
This is a messenger RNA of Rotaria socialis, 507 nucleotides long. The record is from the annotation of a GenBank genome assembly. Lineage: Eukaryota; Metazoa; Rotifera; Eurotatoria; Philodinida; Philodinidae.